Molecule: messenger RNA, 930 nt
Organism: Naegleria lovaniensis
Lineage: Eukaryota; Heterolobosea; Eutetramitea; Acrasida; Naegleriidae
Exons: 2
Coding region: 1-930 (309 amino acids)
Biological process (GO): mitochondrial electron transport, ubiquinol to cytochrome c
Cellular component (GO): membrane
Molecular function (GO): 2 iron, 2 sulfur cluster binding; quinol-cytochrome-c reductase activity
Source: RefSeq, a predicted model, not a curated record
AUGCUCAACCAAAGCUACAGAAUUAAGACCCUUCUCAACACCCCAAUCAAAAACCUCGGCUCAUCUUUGGCCGGACACAAGGCAUGUGUUGGUGGCUUGUUGAACAAGACCAUCUCUGCUCUUGAUAUUCAGGCUUUUGAUUCUGAGUCUACAUUCAAAGUUUUCAAUUCCGUAUCUAACACAACAUCCCGCCCAGAACGUACUCUCCAACAAAUCUUCACUAAUACAUGCUCAUUGAACAAGUCAUUCCGUCAUAAGACAUUGAUGACUGCCCAACCAGUGAGAUAUUACUCUACUUCACAAAUUGAAGGAGAAAAGACUUUGAAGAGAAAUGAACUACCAGAAGCCGUCCAAAGACUUGUUGAUAAUGCUCCAUCAACAGGAUAUCACGGAGACAACAUCAACGAAUACCUCAAGCAAGGAGAUUACGACAAACGUCAAUUCGCUUACUUUGUCGCCAACAGCAGUCGUUUUGUUGUUGCAGCUGGUGUUCGUUUAUUGGUUUUGAGAUUCCUCUAUUCUUGGUCAGCCGCUGCUGAUGUGUUGGCUGUUGCCAAGAUUGAAGUCGAUGUUUCAAAUGUACCAAAAGGAAAGACAAUCACAGUAACAUGGAGAGGUAAACCUGUCUUCAUUAAACACAGAACUGAGGAUGAAAUCAAGACAAUUAAUUCAAUGGAUCUUUCUACUUUGAAGGACCCACAAGCAGAUGCUGAAAGAACAAAGGAUGAAAAUUGGUCUGUCUUGUUGGCCAUUUGUACCCAUUUGGGAUGUGUUCCAGUCACUGAUGCUGGUAUUAUGAAUGCUUUCUUCUGCCCUUGCCACGGUUCUCACUAUGAUGCUUCGGGAAGAAUUGUUAAGGGUCCAGCUCCAUUGAACUUGGAAGUUCCAAAGCAUCAAUUCAUUACUGAAAGUACUAUCCUUUUGGGUUAA